Molecule: messenger RNA, 7913 nt
Organism: Sorex fumeus (smoky shrew)
Lineage: Eukaryota; Metazoa; Chordata; Mammalia; Eulipotyphla; Soricidae
Gene: KIF26B
Product: kinesin family member 26B
Exons: 15
Coding region: 565-6882 (2105 amino acids)
Biological process (GO): microtubule-based movement
Molecular function (GO): microtubule binding; ATP binding; microtubule motor activity
Source: RefSeq, a predicted model, not a curated record
GCAACUGUCAGGCAGGGCGGCCCGGCGGAUAUUGGCUCGGCGACACGCCGAGGCUCCUCCCCAGUCUGGAUCUUUUAUAUUUUGGGAGAAUUUCUUUGAACUCAGUUCCCAAGCCCGGUGCGGGAGACAAGUUCCCACAGCCUGGCUGGCAGGCGGGGGCCGGCGAGGAGGGGUCGCCCCCCGCCCCCCGUCUCCGCGGCGGCCGCGUGCCGCCUAGUAUUUCUCGGUGCCCUCUUGGAGGCACACCGACCGGCUGGGCAGAGGGAAAUGCCCACGAGCUGGAUGUGACCGGGAAAGGAGAACGUGGGACCCGAGGCAGCAGCUGAAGAGGAUGCGGAAAAGCAUUCUUUGAAGAGAGCAAACCAGCUCCUCCAACCCUUUUGCCAAUUGGUGCUAUUACUUCUGGGGUCCAUUUGCUUGGAUUCCCCGCCCCUCGCAUUCACAAACCUUUGACUUACGGACCGAGGAGACUGCCCCAGAAUUGGAGGACACUGCUGGGUCGGAAGACCCUGUGGAUGUAGCGUGGGUUGGAACAUUUAGACCCUCUGCUCUCGAAAAGCCAUCAUGAAUUCGGUAGCUGGGAAUAAAGAGAGGAUUGCAGUCUCCACCAGGGGCAAGAAAUACGCGGUGAAUGAAGUCUGCUCGCCCACCAAACCCGCGGCGCCCUUCUCCCCCGAGAGCUGGUACCGCAAAGCCUACGAGGAGUCGCGCGCCUCCAGCCGGCCCACCCCCGAGGGCGCGGGCUCGGCGCUCGGCUCGUCGGGCACGCCGUCCCCGGGCUCGGGCACCUCGUCCCCGAGCUCGUUCACUGGGUCCCCGGGCCCCGCCUCCCCGGGCAUCGGCACCAGCUCGCCGGGUUCCUUGGGCGGCUCGCCGGGCUUCGGCACGGGCUCCCCAGGCUCGGGCAGCGGCGGCGGCUCAUCGCCCGGCUCGGACCGCGGCGUCUGGUGCGAGAACUGCAACGCCCGCCUGGUGGAGCUGAAGAGGCAGGCGCUGAAGCUGCUGCUCCCGGGGCCCUUCCCCGGCAAGGAUCCUGCUUUCUCGGCUGUCAUUCAUGAGAAGCUUCAGGUUCCCAACACCAUCCGGAAGGCAUGGAACGACAGGGACAACCGUUGUGACAUUUGUGCCACACACUUGAACCAGCUGAAGCAGGAGGCCAUUCAGAUGGUGCUGACAUUGGAGCAGGCAGCAGGCAGCGAGCACUAUGAUGCUUCACCAGGCUCCCCGCCACCUCUCUCCAACAUCCCUGCCCUGGUGGGCUCCCGGCAUGCGGCAGGGCUCCAGCAGCCCAGAGACUGGGCCUUUGUGCCUGCCUCCUAUGCCACCUCCACCUAUACAGGUUUUAUCACCAACAAGCACAGCAGCAAACCCAACAGCCUCGGGGUCAGCAAUGGGGCAGAGAAGAAGAGUGGGUCCCCAACCCACCAGGCAAAGGUCAGUCUGCAGAUGGCCACCAGUCCCAGCAAUGGAAACAUUCUCAACUCUGUGGCCAUCCAAGCUCACCAGUAUGUAGAUGGUACCUGGUCUUUAUCGAGAACCAAUGGAGUCACUCUGUAUCCGUACCAGAUCUCCCAGCUGAUGACUGAGACUGGCCGGGAGGGCCUGACAGAAGCAGCACUGAAUCGCUAUAAUGCUGACAAGCCUUCAGCCUGCAGUGCUCCGGCCCCAACCUCGCAGGGCUCCUGUGUUGCCAGUGAGACGUCCACGGGCACAUCGGUGGCUGCAUCCUUCUUUGCAAGAGCUGCCCAGAAGUUGAACCUUUCUUCCAAGAAGAAGAAACAUCGACCGUCCACGUCUUCCGUGGCUGAGCCACCUCUCUUUGCCACCAGCUUCAGUGGCAUCCUGCAGGUGUCCCCACCUCCUGCCCCUCCAUGUCUGCUGAGGGCAGUCAACAAGGUGAAGGACACACCUGGCCUAGGCAAGGUGAAAGUCAUGCUUCGCAUUUGUUCUACCUUGGCUCGUGAUACCUCAGAAUCCAGCUCUUUCUUAAAGGUGGACCCCCGGAAAAAGCAGAUCACCUUGUAUGAUCCUCUGACAUGUGGAGGUCAAAAUGCAUUCCAAAAGAGAGGCAGCCAAGUCCCUCCCAAGAUGUUUGCCUUCGACGCAGUUUUUCCACAAGAUGCAUCUCAGGCCGAAGUGUGUGCUGGAACUGUGGCAGAGGUAAUCCAGUCUGUGGUCAACGGGGCAGAUGGCUGUGUGUUCUGCUUUGGACAUGCCAAGCUGGGGAAAUCUUACACCAUGAUCGGAAAGGAUGACUCCAUGCAGAACCUCGGCAUCAUCCCCUGCGCCAUCUCUUGGCUCUUCAAGCUCAUCAAUGAACGAAAAGAAAAGACAGGAGCUCGUUUCUCAGUGCGGAUCUCAGCGGUUGAAGUGUGGGGCAAAGAGGAGAACCUGAGGGACCUGCUCUCCGAGGUGGCCACAGGCAGUCUGCAGGACGGCCAGUCCCCGGGCGUGUACCUGUGUGAGGACCCCAUCUGUGGCACACAGCUGCAGAACCAGAGCGAGCUGCGCGCACCCACUGCAGAGAAGGCUGCUUUCUUCCUGGAUGCGGCUAUUGCUUCCCGCCGAGGCAACCAGCAGGACUGUGACGAGGAUGACCACCGCAACUCCCACAUGCUCUUCACCUUGCACAUCUAUCAGUACCGGAUGGAGAAGAGUGGGAAAGGGGGAAUGUCUGGAGGCCGGAGCCGCCUGCACCUCAUUGAUCUUGGCAGCUGUGUGAAAGCUCUUAGCAAAAAUCGGGAAGGAGGAUCAGGGCCAUGCCUCUCCCUGUCUGCUCUGGGCAAUGUCAUCCUGGCUCUUGUCAAUGGCAGCAAACACAUCCCGUACAAGGAGAGCAAGCUCACCAUGCUGCUGCGGGAGUCCCUGGGGAACAUGAACUGCCGCACCACCAUGAUCGCUCACAUCUCAGCCGCUGCCGGCAACUACGCAGAAACCCUGUCCACCAUCCAGAUUGCCUCAAGAGUCCUCAGGAUGAAGAAAAAGAAAACGAAGUACACAUCGAGCUCUUCCGGGGGUGAGAGCUCCUGUGAAGAAGGCCGGAUGCGCAGGCCCACUCAGCUGCGGCCCUUCCAAGCCCGGACGGCCAUGGACUCGGACUUCCCCAUCGCUCACCUUUCCAGUGACCCCGACUACUCCUCUAGCAGUGAGCAGUCCUGCGACACAGUCAUCUACAUUGGGCCGAACGGCACCGCCCUCUCUGACAAGGAGCUCACUGACAACGAGGGGCCCCCAGACUUUGUCCCCAUUGUGCCAGCCCUGCAGAAGACCAGGGGUGACAGCCGGCCCCCAGAGACUGGGGAGGCCGUGGCCAGCAAAGCCGAAAGGGACUGCUUGAAAUGCAACACGUUUGCAGAGCUCCAAGAGAGGCUGGAUUGCAUUGACGGCAGCGAAGAGCCCAGUAAAUUCCAUUUCGAAGAGCUGCCCACACAGUUUGGGGCAGAGACAGCCAGCAAGGGUUCCCCGGUGAGCCAAGCUGUAGCAGGGCUCUGCGAAUCUGAGAAGGAAGACAUUGGGACUGAGUCCGAGAGCCAAAUGGCCCGUAGAGAAGGUGCCGAGCCUCUCAUCUCCAAGACGCAGAGGAACCACUCGCCCAUCCCCACAGCCACGCUACCCCACAGCCCCAGCCCCGCCUCGCCCAGGAGCAUCCCAGGCAGCAGCAGCCAGCACAGUUCCCAACUGGCACAGAGCCCCAGCCUCCAGAGCAGCCGAGAGAGCCUCAACUCCUGUGGCUUUGUGGAAGGCAAGCCCCGGCCCAUGGGCUCCCCCCGCCUGGGCAUCGCCAGCCUCUCCAAGACCUCAGAGUACAAACCAGCCAGCUCUCCUUCACAGAGAUGCAAAGUCUACACCCAGAAGGGCAUCCUGCCUGCUCUGGCCCCACUGCCACCCUUGAGCAAGGACUCCCGCAUGGUCUCCAGCGAGUCCCUGCUGCAGCCUGAGAUCCGCACGCCCCCCGUGGGCAUGAGCCCCCAGGUGCUGAAGAAAUCUAUGUCUGCUGGGAGCGAAGGGUUUGCCCACAGCCCUGGCGAUGAGGAGACUCAGGCAGCCAUGUCCCCAGAGGCCAAGAAGGAAAUUCUAAGCACCACGAUGGUGACUGUGCAGCAGCCACUGGAACUGAACGGGGAGGAUGAGCUGGUAUUCACGUUGGUGGAGGAGCUGACCAUCAGCGGUGUCCUGGAUAGUGGCCGCCCCACCAGCAUCAUCAGUUUCAACAGUGACUGCUCUGUGCAGGCCCUGGCCUCUGGCUCUCGGCCCGUCAGCAUCAUCGGCAGCAUCAGCGAGGACCUGGAGUGCUACUCCAACAUGGCUCCUGUCUCCGAGGUCAGCAUCACACAAUUCUUGCCUCUCCCGAAGCUGAGCCUGGAUGACAAGGGCCGUGAGGCCGGGAGCCGACGCUCCUCCAUCAGCUCCUGGCUGAGUGAGAUGAGCACGGGCAGUGACGGUGAGCAGUCGUGUCACAGUUUCAUUGCCCAGACCUGCUUUGGGCAUGGGGAAGCCAUGGCAGACCCUCCAGCCUCCGAGGUGGUGGGUGGCCUCCAGAACACAGCUGUGUGCAAAGAAAAGCCCAAGGCCUGCCCUGACAAUUUGCUCAUCUUGUCUGAAGUGGGGGAGGAGUCCUUCAACAAAGCACCCCCCAUCAAAGGCUGUAAGAUCUCCACGCUGGGUAAAGCCAUGGUCACCAUCUCCAACACAGCCAGCCUGAGCAGCUGUGAAGGGUACAUCCCCAUGCAGACCAACAUCACGGUGUACCCCUGCAUUGCCAUGAGCCCCCGGAACGUCCAAGAGGCCGAGGCGGCCGUGGCCAGCGUCAGCUCAGCCCCCAAAGCAGCCCAAGCCCAGGAGAGCAAGGAAACCAAUACCAAGAGAGAGAUGAAAUUUGAGGACCCCUGGCUGAAACGGGAAGAAGAGGUGAAAAAAGAGAAUACACAUCCCGGUGAAGAAGGGGGUAGGUCUGAGACUACCUCCAGCUCCCCAAAGCCUGAGACCAGGACGGAACAGGAGCAGGACCGGAAGACCAGCUCUGGGGAGCGACUGAGCAGUGAGGUGUCUGCCUCUCCACUCAAUGACAGCUUCAGGAGGGUCGCAGAUGGCUGUGAGAUGGCCCUGCCCAGCGUGACUGCCCAGAGCCCUGCAUAUCCCGGCAGAAACCUGAAGUCCAGCAGCCUUCCACGGGCUUUCCAGAAAGGCAGCCGACAGGAGGAGCUGGACAGCCUCUUCUACCACUGUGCCGCGGACAGCAACGGCCUGGGCACCCAGGCCUCCAAGGCAGCACUGGAGAGAAAGGUGGCAUCUCCCAAGCAUUGUGUUCUCGCUCGGCCCAAAGGGAUCCCACCCCUACCCCCGGUCCGGAAGUCCAGCUUGGACCAGAAGAACCGAGCCAGCCCGCAACACAGUGCUUGCAGCAGCAGCACCAGCAGCCCCUUGAACCAGCCAGUGCCCUUCUUGGCCGGUUUCCCGGAUGAGUCCGGCAGCAAGAUGAAGGAUGCCAGCAGCAGCAGCAAGCUCUUCAGCGCCAAACUGGAGCAGCUGGCCAGCAGGACCAACUCCCUGGGUAGGACCACAGUCAGCCACUACGAAUGCCUCUCGCUGGAACGAGCCGAGAGCCUGUCCUCCAUGAGUUCGCGGCUGCAUGCCAGCAAGGACAGCACCAUGCCCCGCGUGGGCCGGAGCCUGGGCCGCAGUGCAGGGGCCUCGCCCACUAACCCCAGCCCCUCUCCGUGUCCCGGGGCCUCACCCAAGGCCAGCCAGUCCAAGAUCUCGGCGGUGAGCAAGCUCCUCCUGGCCAGCCCCAAAGCGCGCAGCCUGUCCACUUCCACCACCAAAACCCUCAGCUUCUCCACCAAGUCGCUGCCGCAGUCGGUGGGCCAGAGCUCCAACCUGCCGCCCAGUGGGAAGCACAUGUCCUGGUCCACGCAGUCCUUGAGCCGCACUCGCGGCUCCGGCCUGACGUCCAAGCUGCCGCUCCGCGCCGUCAACGGGCGCAUCUCGGAGCUGCUGCAGGGCAGCGCCGGGCCCCGGGGCCUGCAGCUGCGGGCCGGGCCCGAGGCCGAUGAGCGCGGUGCGGCCCCCGACGACAAGCCGCCCGCGCACCUGCUGCCCUCCCCCUACAGCAAGAUCACACCGCCGCGCAAGCCGCAUCGCUGCAGCAGCGGCCACGGCAGCGACAACAGCAGCGUGCUCAGCGGGGAGCUGCCCCCGGCCAUGGGCAAGACCGCGCUCUUCUACCACAGCGGCGGCAGCAGCGGCUACGAGAGCAUGAUGCGCGACAGCGAGGCCACCGGCAGCGCCUCCUCCGCGCAGGACUCCAUGAGCGAGAACAGCAGCUCCGUCAGCGGCAGGUGCCGGAGCCUCAAAACCCCAAAGAAACGCUCCAAUUCAGGUUCUCAGAGACGGAGGCUCAUCCCAGCACUGUCCCUUGAUACCCCCUCUCCUGUGAGGAAACCUGCCAAUGGCUCCGGGGUCCGCUGGGUGGAUGGCCCCUUACGCAGUGCCCAGAGGGGCCUGGGGGAGCCCUUUGAGAUCAAAGUCUAUGAGAUUGAUGAUGUGGAACGGCUGCAGCGGCGACGAGGAGGCAACAAUAAGGAAGUCAUGUGCUUCAACGCCAAACUGAAAAUUCUGGAGCAUCGUCAGCAGAGAAUCGCUGAGGUCCGGGCCAAGUAUGAGUGGCUGAUGAAGGAGCUGGAGACAACCAAGCAGUACCUGAUGCUGGAUCCCAACAAGUGGCUCAGUGAAUUUGAUUUGGAGCAGGUUUUGGAACUGGAUUCCCUGGAGUACCUGGAAGCGCUGGAGUGUGUGACAGAGCGCCUGGAGAACCGUGUCAACUUCUGCAAGGCUCACCUCAUGAUGAUUACCUGCUUUGACAUCACCUCCAGGCGCCGGUGAACAGAGCCCCCGCCCCCACCCCCUCCCUCCCAGGACUCCCGUCCAGGCCCACUCUCAAGGGCCUUGCAUGCGGGACUGGUGGCUCUCAAAGACAACGCAAGGAGGAAGAAGGUUGGUGGCAAGUCCAGAGUGAGUGUGGAGCGGAAGGAGGUCUUUUUUCUUUUGUUUCCUGUAGGAAAGGUACAACACCAAACAUGCAUGGGAGAAGAUGAUGGAAAACCCAAGGAAUGGAGAAGCCCCGUGAGACUGAAAAAGCACUUUGAGGAACUUUCAAGAACAUGUUUGUACAUAAGAACUGCUGGCAAAAGGGACCUCCCUCUUCUUGCAGUUUUGUGAGAAGGGGGGAGGGGUGGACACAGGAUUGAUGUUGAAAGCUACAACAAACAACCACAAAAAAUUUUAUCCAGAAUGACUGAUUAAGUGCCUUUCAAAUCUUUAUUAUUAUCCAAACAUUUAUGUUCAUACUUUCUUGUGUACAGAUGGUGCUAGUCAAGAUGAAAAUAACAACAAACAAAAAUGAAACUCAGACACAUUUUUGAAAUGUAUUUACAGCUCAUGUUCUCUUGGUGUCUUAUUCUAUUUCUGACUUGCUGUUUCUGAGUAAGUUGUGUUUGUAGCACUAUUUCCUAAUCAGUAUUGCAUAUAAAUAAAUGUUGUCUUUUACGGUUACUCUGGUAAGGCCACUCAAACAAAACACAGACACUUCAUAGACAUGAAAUGGCAUGUUCCAGAAGGUUGGAGCAGCAGGUGAUACUGGGUGCCACCUGUGACAUGUGGCACAGGCAGGGGGAUGGGAAGGUUGGUAACAGAACAGUUGCACAAAUUUGAGGAAGCUGGAAAGGAUACUGGGGAUUGUGUCCUGGAGGGGAAAGGAGCUCAGGAGACCUGGGCCCUUCCUUCUUCAACUGUGUUAUUUGUUCAUCUGUGUGACCCCCCUACAAGUCCUGACAUACAUGCUGAUUCCUUUGCCAUUAACCUCAGGCUUUCCAUAGCCCUCAUUGUUUAAAUUGAGUUCUCUUCCAAAGACUGGA